AUGAUAAAAACUUAUUUUUAUUCAAGCGAAUUGAUUGUGUUUUGCAAUCAGAUAAUUUCAGGUGUGGAAUAUUGUCACAAGAAUAUGGUAGCUCAUAGAGACUUAAAGUGUGAGAAUAUAAUUUUGGACUCAAAAUUCAAUAUUAAGAUUGGUGAUUUUGGCCUGAGCAAUACCAUGCAAUACGAACAAUUACUUAAGACAAGAUGUGGAAGUACUAUCUAUGCAGCUCCAGAGGUUAUCUCUGGAAAAUUAUAUGAUGGAUCCAAAGUAGAUAUUUGGAGUUGUGGUGUAAUUUUAUAUGCUCUUCUUUGUGGUUCUCUCCCUUUUGAUGAUGAAAAUAUUCCCAAACUUUACAAAAAUAUAAAGGGUGGAAUAUACAUUAUUCCUAGCUAUUUAUCAGAUGGUGCUAGUGAUUUGAUAUCAAGGCUUCUUGAGGUGGAUCCUAUGAAGAGAAUAAGCAUACAUGAAAUACACCAACACCAUUGGUUCAAAAUUUCUUUGCCACAUUCUUUGGAAGUGUCACCAACAGAUACAGUCUAA
This is a messenger RNA of Vicia faba (fava bean), 540 nucleotides long. NCBI's taxonomy places the organism in Eukaryota, Viridiplantae, Streptophyta, Magnoliopsida, Fabales, Fabaceae. The record is from the annotation of a GenBank genome assembly.